Molecule: messenger RNA, 1923 nt
Organism: Tuber aestivum (summer truffle)
Lineage: Eukaryota; Fungi; Ascomycota; Pezizomycetes; Pezizales; Tuberaceae
Source: the annotation of a GenBank genome assembly
AGGGCGUGGAUUGUUCCAACAACACCUGCAUACCGAAGUACCUAUCUCAUUCCUUCCUCGCCUUCUUCUUCUCCCCCUCCUUCGCCAUUGUGACAGCCGCGCGCAAUUUUGGCCUUUGCUUCACCUUCUCACCUCAUAUCAUAACUACCACAACCCAGCCCCGGGACACACAACACAAUGUCUUCUGUGCGGUGCCUCUCAAGAGGCCUUUCCUUUGCAAGCCCUGCUUUCCGGACCAGGUCUCUUUUAGUAUGAGAGCUUUAUUUGCUUUUUCCUCCCACCAGAGAGAGGGCAGAGGAAAGAUUUUCUUAAGCUGACAUUAAGUAUAAACUAGAUUCAAGGUAAUAGACUCUACUCUACCAACAAGGUCGCUCAGUUCAAGGGAGCCAAGAAUCAAAAUGUUUGCCUAUUCCAUUCCAUGUCUCUGAAAGAAAGAAGAAAAAAUCAGGUCUCACCGACUGUUGAGUUAUUUUCUGGUUGGGGUGACCUGAACCUGUCACCUCUCCAGAAUGAUAACGGGAUCUGCUCCGCUCGGUUCGUAUAGAAAAAAUUCACAAUGUUGACUGUUUUCACUGGAAUAGGGAAACUAUACUGUAACGUUUAUUGAGGGAGACGGUAUUGGGCCUGAAAUUUCCAAGAGUGUUAAGGAUAUAUUUGCUGCAGCCAAGGUGCGUAUCAUAGAGUGCCUCCAAAAACGUUUUAGGAUGGCUUCAGAAUGUUCCGCCGAGUGAAACUUUCAAGAUGUUUCCACGGGCUUUGUGACGCAAGCGGCUAACGUUUGCACAGACCCCUAUUGAAUGGGAAUCUGUCGAUGUCACCCCAAUUCUCAAGGACGGAAAAACCACGAUCCCCGACGCCGCAAUUAACUCUGUGAAGAAGAACUUGGUUGCCCUUAAGGGACCUCUCGCUGUAGGUUCUCUUUUCCUAUUUCUCUUUAGCAUGCAUUAACUGUUAUACCUGCAGACUCCUAUCGGUAAAGGGCACGUCUCCUUGAACCUUACUCUUCGCCGCACAUUCAACCUUUUCGCCAACGUGCGUCCUUGUCGCUCGAUUGCCGGUUAUAAGACCGCCUACGACGAUGUCGACACUAUAUUGAUUCGUGAGAACACCGAGGGGGAAUACUCGGGUAUUGAGCAUGAAGUUGUCGAGGGCGUGGUUCAAUCUAUUAAAUUGAUCACGCGCGAGGCGUCAGAGAGGGUACUGAGAUUCGCAUUCCAGCAUGCCGAGGCAAUCGGACAAAAGGAGGUCCGCGCUGUCCACAAGGCGACAAUUAUGAAGAUGUCCGAUGGACUCUUUUUGAGCACUGCUAGAGAGGUCGCAAAGGACUUCCCUCACAUCGAGUUCUCGGCCGAACUAUUGGACAAUGUCUGCUUGAAGGCACGUACUGUUCUCCAACCUUCCCUUGGGUAUACUAACCAUUUCGGUAGAUGACUACUAACCCCAAUAUCUAUCGAGAUAUCCUUCUGGUUAUGCCCAAUCUCUAUGGUGAUAUUCUUUCCGACAUGUGUGCCGGGUUGAUAGGCGGUCUCGGACUCACCCCUUCCGGUAAUAUUGGGGACGAGUGCUCGAUCUUCGAAGCCGUGCACGGCUCUGCUCCUGACAUCGCUGGCAUGGAUCUCGCCAACCCCACUGCUCUCUUAUUGAGUUCUGUGAUGAUGCUACAACACAUGGGCUUAAACAGCCAUGCCAGCAAGAUACAGAAGGCGAUCUUUGACACGCUGGCCGAGGGCCGGGCAUUGACGAAGGAUUUGGGUGGUAGUGCCACCAGAUCUCAGUUUACCGAGGCGGUGGUCGCAAAGCUAUAAGGGUUAUAAGGGUGUGUGUUAUAAUCUUGUUUCUUUUGUUACGAGGGAGGUAUGGGAGAUAGCAGAAGGGAUCUUAUAGAUGUAGUGUUUAUAUCCUCCAAAUUUUUUGUCUUCUUUG